Messenger RNA from Exophiala mesophila, 813 nucleotides. RefSeq names its product prefoldin, alpha subunit. Gene Ontology annotation, cellular component: cytoplasm; prefoldin complex. NCBI's taxonomy places the organism in Eukaryota, Fungi, Ascomycota, Eurotiomycetes, Chaetothyriales, Herpotrichiellaceae. Gene Ontology annotation, biological process: protein folding; regulation of DNA-templated transcription. The transcript is spliced from 2 exons. The record is from RefSeq and is a predicted model, not a curated record. The coding region runs from base 111 to 716 and encodes 201 amino acids.
CAACUGCACAACGUCCAGCCCUAUCCCCCUAUCGACGCCUCGACUUAUUCCUGUGUGAACGUAUAACCCGAAACUAGACUCAACCCACCAAUUCCCACCAUUUGCCCGCCAUGUCUUCACCACAGAAUGGCAUCGACAUCAACUCACUUCCGACUCAACAACUGGCUGCGCUCCAACAGCGCCUGUCCCAAGAACUCGAGCACCUGAGUUCGUCGUUCCAACGCCUACGAGCCGCUCAGUCCAGAUUCCGAGAUUGUAUCCGCAGUAUUCAGGAUGGUGUCCAGGGAAAGAGUGGAGAAACCCCGCUCCUCAUACCAUUGACGACAUCGCUCUACGUCCCAGGCACACUUGCCAACCCAUCUCAGUCGUCAUCCUCCUCCUCCGGAAAGGCAAAAGCUACCGUCCUCGUGGACGUCGGCACCGGAUUCUAUGUGACUAAAACAACGGACGAUGCUAUUACCUUCUACACCGGCAAAGUAGCCGAGUUGGCCAAGAAUCUUGCGAACAUUGAAAAAGUUGUCGCCGGCAAGAACGAGAACCUAAGGGUCGUGGAAGAUGGUAAGUUAUGGCCCACCCCCUUUGGGAUUUGCUACAUGGUCAUCGUUUGGCGAAGACUAAGCAUUGAUGGUUUAGUCAUGAGGCAGAAAAUGCUAGCAGAGCAACAGCAGAGCAGCGCUGGAGCAAGAGCGGGACAGGCACAGGCUGCGGCGGGUUAAGACGAAGGACAUUACUACUACGACAAAUACCAUGACAUGACUAUUCAUAAUUCUUCAUUCAUUUCUCUCAAGUCUAAUGAUCUAUGGAUGCUCCAGG